AUGAGGUUAAGAGAGCUGUCUGCUGUUUUGGACUGUCUCAAUAAGGGGGUUGAUUUUUCUGAAAUCAACUCUACCUUAAUCGUUUUAAUCCCAAAAAAGAGUGCUUUUGUGUCUGGUCGUAUUAUUUAUGAUAAUAUUAUUCUAGCUAAUGAGUUAGUCCAUAAUAUAACUUAUAGGAAAGUAGGGAAAAGGGGUUGGUCUGCACUUAAGCUUGAUAUGGCUAAGGCUUUCGAUAGGGUUGAAUGGGAUUUUUUAAGGAAAGUUAUGUUUCAUCUUAACUUCCCUGUCAAUUUUGUUUCUCUUAUCUUUAAGUGUUUAUCCUCUGCUACUAUUUCUUUUUCUGUCAAUGGUGUUGUUAGUGAGCCUAUCAAGCCUACUAGGGGUUUACGUCAAGGGGAUCCUUUGUCACCUUAUUUGUUCAUUCUUUGUUCCGAGGGUCUUUCUGCUAUUCUUAGCAAUUAUCAGCGUCGAGGCCUCCUCAGGGGCCUUGCAAUUGCUAGGAAUGCCCCUUCUAUUUCUUAUCUUUUAUUUGCAGAUGAUAGCAUACUUUUUUGUUCUGCUGAUUCCACUUCUUGUGCUGCCCUUAAUCAAGCCCUUACUCUUUACUCCAAAGCUUCUGGGCAAAUGAUAAUUUUGAUUGAAUCUCCAACAUUAUUCAUUCCUGGCAUCACAAAUGGUUUUCGAGGGCAGGAAAGGAAACACUUAUUAAAGCUGUUCUUCAAGCCAUUCCUACCUAUGCCAUGUCCUGUUUUAGAUUGCCAACUAAACUUUGUAAGGAAAUUGAGUCCCUUAUUUCAAAAUUCUGGUGGGGUUCCUCGGGGGAUAAUUCGAAAAUUCAUUGGAAAAAUUGGGGAACUGUUUGUCAAUCAAAUCCUUGAGGCAGGCCCUGGUUUUAAUCCUUCUUAUUCCUGGCGUAGUCUCCUCUGGGGGCGUGAUCUAAUGAAGAGAGGGUUAAUUUGGAAAGUUGGUGAUGGCUCAAAUAUUCAUACGAUUCAGGACCAUUGGAUCCCUGGGCUUCGUUAUAAGUUUUAUGCCUCCCCUCCUCCUCCUGACUCAACUCUUUCUUAUUUUCUCUCCCCAUCGGGUGGCUGGAAUUUAGAUAGGCUUAACUAG
Cannabis sativa is the source of this 1113-nucleotide messenger RNA. RefSeq lists its product as uncharacterized. Lineage: Eukaryota; Viridiplantae; Streptophyta; Magnoliopsida; Rosales; Cannabaceae. Bases 1 to 1113 code for a protein of 370 amino acids. The record is from RefSeq and is a predicted model, not a curated record. The transcript has 5 exons.